This is a messenger RNA of Meloidogyne enterolobii, 882 nucleotides long. Lineage: Eukaryota; Metazoa; Nematoda; Chromadorea; Rhabditida; Meloidogynidae. The record is from the annotation of a GenBank genome assembly.
AUGAGCUUAUUUAUUUAUUUUAAGAAAAUUUUUAAAUUAAUUUAUUCUUUGUGGAUUAAUUUAUUUAAUAAUUUAUUGCUUUAUCCACUACUUGGACUUUUACAAAAAGAAGGAAUUUUUGAUAUUUAUUUUUUGAAUCAUGGUUAUGUUGAGGAUGAGGAUGAAAAUAAUAAUAAUAAAUUUUCACAACCUAAUUCUCUAACAAAAUUAGUCCAAUCAGUUGGAAAUUUCCCAAAAGGAAUAGAAGGAGAUGCUUUACAUGCUCAUUGUUUACUUUAUGAGAUAACAUUAGCUCAAUGUCCUUUAUAUGAAUCAUUGAAGGGUUUAAAACUUUUAGAAGUUGGAUGUGGUCCUGGUGGUGGAUUGAAUUGGAUAAAAGUAGCGCACCCAGAGAUCGGUUCUCUUUAUGGAUUGGACAGACAUCCACCACCUUCUGACAGUCUUUCUUUGGGUAUUAAUGUUAUUUCUGGUAUGGCAGAAAAAUUGCCUUUUGCUGAUUGUUCUUUUGAUAUAAUAAUUAACGUGGAAAGUAGCCAUUGUUAUGGGGAAGGAGAAAUGGAAUUCUUUCAUGAAGUUAGCCGAGUUCUCAAAAAAGGAGGUUAUUUAUGUUGGACAGACAUUAGAACAUCCAAAGGAUUAAAAUUAACAUUAGAAUAUGCAGAAAAUUCAAAAUUAAAAUUAAUUUCUCCUCUAACAAAAAUAAAUAAACAAAUUCUUCGAGGAAUUAAAAAGACUUCUUCAAGAUAUGAAUUGUUAUUGGAAAGGGCCCCCUUUUGGAUUAAAAUAUUUGGAAAUAAUUUUAGAAAAGUUUUUGCCCCAAAUAGGGAAAAAUUGGAAAAUGGAGAGCAUUUGUAUAUGCUUGGAUGUUGGCAAAAAAGUUAA